AUGACCGCCUCGGCCAAACAGAGGUGCGGCUGGGGAGCGGACUACAGGCCCCAGAAGGCAGUGCGCCGGCGGGGCUGGGAGCGGGCUGAAGGGGCGGGCUCUCCGGGUUACGCCUGCGGGGCUCUGUGGGGACCACCUGACAGAACUGGUGGGCAUCUCUGCCCUCCCGAAUGGAUCCCCUGCCUGCCCUCACACCUGUCCUCUCUCCCCAGUGACUACCUAUUUAAGCUGCUUUUGAUCGGCGACUCGGGCGUGGGCAAGUCCUGCCUCCUGCUGCGGUUUGCUGAUGACACGUAUACAGAAAGCUACAUCAGCACCAUCGGUGUGGACUUCAAGAUCCGCACCAUCGAGCUGGACGGCAAGACCAUCAAACUGCAGAUCUGGGACACAGCUGGCCAGGAACGGUUCCGGACGAUCACCUCCAGUUACUACCGGGGAGCCCACGGCAUCAUCGUGGUAUAUGACGUCACUGACCAGGAGUCUUACGCCAACGUGAAGCAGUGGCUACAGGAGAUCGACCGCUAUGCCAGCGAGAACGUCAACAAGCUCCUCGUGGGCAACAAGAGCGACCUCACCACCAAGAAGGUGGUGGACAACACCACAGCCAAGGAGUUCUCCGACUCUCUGGGAAUCCCCUUCCUGGAGACCAGCGCCAAGAACGCCACCAACGUGGAGCAGGCCUUCAUGACCAUGGCCGCCGAGAUCAAAAAGCGGAUGGGGCCUGGGGCCGCCUCAGGGGGCGAGCGGCCCAACCUCAAGAUCGACAGCACCCCAGUGAAGCCAGCGGGCGGUGGCUGUUGCUAGGAGGAGCACGUGUGGGGCUGCUCCUGGAGAUGACUGCCCAGAGGGAGCAGGAAAUGCUGUCUCCACCCUCCCUCCCUCUGCGGCAUUUGAGUCUGUGUCUGGGGUAUCCUGAGCUCCCCAUCCUCCUCUGGCCUGUCUGCCCACUGCCCUCGUUCUGUCAGGGCCCCCAUGGGAGGGCCCAAAGGCCUGCGGCGGGGCUGGGGACUUCUCUGCUGCUGCUGCCUCUUGGUCACUUUAAAAGACCCCACCACACACCUUUCUUUGGGAUGAAGGCUCCUCUCUCUGCUCCCUGCCCCACCCCCACCCCUUUCUCUCUCACCCCCCACCUGAGGACCUUCCCUGGCCUCUCCAGCUGUGGCCCCAGUCACUGACUGGGUAUGGCCAGGGGACCUGAGAUGCACAGCCUGGGGCCAGACCUUAGAAUAGGCAUGAGGCCAAGGGGCCGGCAGCCCACCCUGGCCCCCUGCCUCCCCCAGCCCUCCCACACUCGCCUCUGCCGUCCAGCUGUGCACAUAGCCUUGGCAAGUGGGCGGGCAGCCGCCUGGGCCUGUGUCUCACUCCUUGAGGGAGCCAGCUCAGGCCGCCCCUGCCCUGCCAGAGCCAGGACCACGUGCUGCCUGCCCACCGUGCCCCUUUGUCCCUGAGGCAGGCGGAGGCAGAGGACCCAGCAGGCUAGAGGCAGCACACCUGACUUACCCUCGCUCCCUUCCGGCCACUCCCCUGCCCUCCUCCUCUAGGAUGAGUGUGGGGGCAGAAGGGCCCAAAGGGUCCCUGACCCCUCCACACCCAGGGUUCUGCCCCCACCCCUGCCCUCUGGCCCAGCUGCUUGCUGCAGAAAAACCAACCUUGGUCUCGACCUGAGAAGCCACGUCCCUGUGCUGUCUCUUGCCUGCCCCACUUGUGCCCUGCCACCCAGCUUGUAUUUAAGUCCCUUGACUGCCUGUGGGGGGUGGGGGCAGUGCCUCAGGCAGUUCCCCUGUGGUGUCAUGCCAGGCAUUUUGCAAGGAAAACCCACUUGGGGAACAAUGGAACAGGACAAAAUAAAAUCCAUUUCCACAGGCCCUCAGGUGACCAAGGGCUUUUGCAAGGAA
This is a messenger RNA of Echinops telfairi (small Madagascar hedgehog), 1895 nucleotides long. It is a transcript of the gene RAB1B, whose product is annotated as RAB1B, member RAS oncogene family. Gene Ontology annotation, molecular function: GTP binding; GTPase activity. The record is from RefSeq and is a predicted model, not a curated record. Lineage: Eukaryota; Metazoa; Chordata; Mammalia; Afrosoricida; Tenrecidae. Bases 1 to 804 code for a protein of 267 amino acids. The transcript has 7 exons.